GGGCCGAAGGGGGGGGUGGGGGCCGCGGUGAUAGAGGCCAAGAUGGCGGCGGCCGAGGAGGAGCCCGCGCGGGAAAAUGGCAGCGCGGACAGGAGGGCCGCGAAGGGCGGCAAGCCACCUCAGCCUUUCGUCCUGGGCUCCGUCGUUCGGAUCUUCAUGAAGAACUUCCUAAUAUAUGAUUCCUGUGAAGUAUAUCCAGGGCCCAACCUGAACGUGGUUGUAGGUGCUAAUGGAACAGGGAAGUCAAGCAUUGUUUGUGCCAUCUGCCUGGGACUGGCUGGGAAACCUUCUUUCAUAGGGCGGGCCGAUAAGGUUGGUCUCUUUGUAAAGCAGGGAUGCACGAAAGGUUUAGUGGAAAUUGAACUGUUUAAGCCACCAAGCAAUAUUAUUAUCACCCGUGAGAUUCAAAAGAUGAACAACACAUCAUCAUGGUGGAUCAACGGAAAGCCAGCAACCCUGAAAACAGUAGAAGAACACAUUGCAGCUUUAAACAUCCAGGUGGACAAUCUGUGCCAUUUUCUUCCUCAGGACAGAGUUGGAGAAUUUGCAAAACUGAGUAAGAUCGAAUUGCUUGAAGCCACUGAAAAAUCGAUUGGUUCUCGAGAAAUGUACCAGUUCCACUGUGAACUAAAAAGCUUCCGAGAAAGGGAAAGAGAACUGGAGCACUUGUGCAGAGAAAAAACUAACUCAUUGGAGAAAAUGAAACAGAGGAUUGAACGAUACAAGCAAGAUGUUGACAGAUACCUAGAGCACAAGAGCCACAUAGACUUGAUAGAGAUGCUUGAGAGGAAAAGGCCUUGGUUGGAAUAUGAAAAUGUUCGUAUGCAGUAUGUGGAAGUGAAACAGCGCAGAAACAAAGCCAAGAAAGACCUGGAGAUUCUGAAAGAAAGACAGUUCCCAAGGGCAAAAAAAAUCCGAGAAGCUGAAGAAAAUUUGAACAGUCUGGAUUUGAAAACAAGAGAUAAUACUGCUAAAAUCAUAGAGAUUUCCCAGAGAAUUAAACAGAAGCAAGAUGCUUUGGAGAUGAAAGAAAAAAAGAUUGAAGAAAUUAAGCAAGCACUGAGAAUGAAAAAAGAUGAAGAAAUGGACAGACAGAAGAAAAUAUUCACUACUCAGGAGAUAAUAGAGAUGUGGAAGAAUGAGCUGAAUACAAUGGCAGUAUGUGAGAAUCUUCAGCCACAAAUUGAUGCUGUUAAUAAUGAGCUGAAAAAAUUACAAGAAGAAAGGACAAAUAUUGAUAGUGAUAUCAAUGAUCUAAGAGCAGAGAAAAGGAAUCAAGAGAGAGAAGAGAAAAGAAUAAUUGAUCACCUUGGACAACUUAAUAAUAUAAUGAAAAUGAAGGAGGAGAACCUUAAAGGGAAAUUCCUGGACACAUACUCUGCUCUUAUGUGGCUAAGAAAGAACAAAGACAAGUUUAAAAAAAAAGUUUAUGAACCCAUGAUGCUUGAAAUCAAUCCAAGAGACAGUAGACAUGCUAAAUAUAUUGAAAACCACAUUUCAAGCGAUGACAUGAGGGCUUUUGUUUUUGAGAGUCAAGAAGAUAUGGAAGUGUUUCUUGUAGAGAUACGUGAUCAUCAGAAACUAAGAGUGAAUGCUGUAUGCGCACCUGCUGAAUCAUGUGCUGAAAGCCUCCCUUCAAGACCUAUUGAGGAAUUACACCAAUAUGGAUUUUUCUCAUAUUUACGAGAGUUAUUUGAUGCUCCUCGUCCUGUGAUGAGUUAUCUUUGUUACCAGUAUCGUGUUCAUGAAGUUCCUGUGGGAACAGAGAGGACCAGAGACAUGAUUGAAAGGGUCAUACAAGAAACCAAAUUUAGGCAAAUAUACACAGCAGAAGAAAGAUAUAUUAUUAAAGUAUCUUCUUAUACAAAUCGAACCCUCUCUACUAACACAUUCCUGAGGGCAGCACAGUUUCUCAGUGGUUCUGUGGAUACAGAUGAAAGAAGACAGUUGGAAAGCCAACAACGGGACAUCAGUAACAUGUCGAAGUCAUUGGAUAUGCGUUUGACUAUGUUGUUUGAGAGACAGAAACAUCUGGAACACAGAGACAAUGAGCUCAGGCAACAGAAGAAGGAGCUUUUAGAGAGAGGAAACAGAAGGAGACAAUUGGAAUCAAAAAUUGCUUUGAAGUAUGAUAGUUUAAGACAGCUGGAACAAGAUGCUAUUGAUCUAGAGAAGGAAUCUCAAUUGGCAAAUUUAAAGAUCAAAGAAAUAAAUAAGCAGAAAGCAGAACUUGUUACUGAGUUUACGCAUCUCACAAAGGAUAUCAUUCCACUGAGCAUCCUCAAAGGGCUUUUGACUCUUCGAAGGAGUAAGGUGAUUGCUGAGAAGACCAGACUAGAAUCAGAGUAUAAACCAGGAACUGUACAGCUAAAAGCUGCAGAGCAAUGGUUUCAUGAACUGGAUGAUAAGAAGCAAGUUCUUUAUGAGAACUGCAAGGAACUGAUGAAGCAAGCUCGACAGGUCUGCAAAUUGAGUCCAGAUCAAGAUUUUCCAAGAGAAUUGCAAAGUAGUUUUCAGGCUCUUCCAAACACAUUGGAGGAAAUUGAUGCUCUUCUGAACGAAGAGAAGACGAGGGCCUCCUGUUUCACAGGCCUGAAUGCUUCGGUUGUUGAAGAAUACAAUAAGCAAACACAAGAAAUACAGCAGUUGACAAAAUAUCUAGAGGAAAAGAAAAAUGAAUUGAAUAACUAUAGGCAAAACAUUUCACAGGUCAAAGAAAGGUGGCUAAACCUCUUGAAAGGCAUGAUUGAACAAAUUAAUGCUAAGUUCAGUAAGUUCUUUAGUUCUAUGCAGUGUGUGGGUGAAGUUGAUCUUCAUGCAGAAAAUGAGGAGGAGUACGACAAGUAUGGCAUUCGCAUUAGAGUCAAAUUCCGCAGUGGCACUGAACUUCAUGAGUUGACUCCAUAUCAUCAGAGUGGAGGUGAGAAGAGUGUUUCCACUAUGUUGUACCUGAUGGCUCUACAAGAACUCAACACAUGUCCUUUCAGGAUUGUUGAUGAAAUAAAUCAGGGAAUGGAUCCAGUGAAUGAGAGAAGAGUUUUUCAAAUGGUUGUUGAAACUGCUUGUCAAAAAAAGGCGUCUCAGUACUUCCUCAUUACACCAAAGCUCCUGUGGAAUCUCACUUACAGUGACAAGAUGACUGUGCUGUUUGUCUACAGUGGACCUUUUAUGGUGGAAUCAAAAAAAUGGAACACAAAGUAUUUCAUGAAGCGACGACGGCGACUUUCAAGGAUGGCUGAACAGUGUAUAGCUACAGAUAUGUAGCUAUACAUAUAUAAAAUGUUUCUGUAGACCUUUUUUGGAACAUUUGGCUUCCAAGACUCCAGAAGUUGUCAAAGAGGAGAACCUGCAAAGAAUUGAUAAUUAAGAACGUGAAUCUUAAAAUUUACACAAAUGUAUAACAGAUUUGAAGUCCAUGAUUUCUUUUUUGAAGCCUUUCAUAGUGGUCACUUUCUCUGAAGAACUUGCUUUUUCUCAAUGGUAGGUUUAAAUAAAAAGGAAAUUUCUUGUAUUUUUCUGGAGUUUUUUUUCAGUAAUGCAGCAUCAGAAGUACAGUUAAUUUUUCUAGGUUAUACUGGACUAAUUCUAUUGCUGUUGUUUUUUGGAGGCUGUUUUUUUUUCCCUAACAGUUGCAGUUAGCUUUUGGUAAAUAGUCUUCCUUUACCACAGAUAUGGAUGUUGUCUAAAGUUCCCCUACUGAAAUGUAACCUUUUUUAAUUAGUUCAGGUGAUCUGUAGGAAGAGAGUGGUUUGUAAGUAGCUGAGCACUGGUUUUUGUUUUGUGAAAAUACACCUGAACUUAAUAUAAAGAAUAUGGUUCUAUGAAUGUAUUACUGUUGAGUAAAUACUUUAUAAUCAUUAUUUAUCA
Molecule: messenger RNA, 3867 nt
Organism: Neopelma chrysocephalum (saffron-crested tyrant-manakin)
Lineage: Eukaryota; Metazoa; Chordata; Aves; Passeriformes; Pipridae
Gene: SMC5
Product: structural maintenance of chromosomes 5
Exons: 24
Coding region: 43-3264 (1073 amino acids)
Biological process (GO): double-strand break repair via homologous recombination
Cellular component (GO): Smc5-Smc6 complex
Molecular function (GO): ATP hydrolysis activity; ATP binding
Source: RefSeq, a predicted model, not a curated record